GAAGAUAAGGAGAGAAGUGCAGGCACCCAAGGCUGCUGGCCGUUCCUGCUGAAACCCACUGCCCACAUUCAGGCUCCCUCCUCUGAGGUGUGAGAUACAAGCAAGGCACCACGCAGGCAGGCAGGAUGGAAUUACGAGCAUUUUGUGUCAUUCUCUUGAUCACGUUCCUCGCCGUGAGCUCCCAAGCAGCAAAGAACAAAAAAGAGAAGGGGAAGAAGGGGGCGUCUGACUGCACAGAAUGGACCUGGGGGCGCUGUAUCCCCAAUAGCAAAGACUGCGGAGCAGGAACUCGGGAGGGAACAUGCAAAGAGGAGACCCGCAAGCUGAAGUGCAAGAUUCCCUGCAACUGGAAGAAAGCCUUUGGGGCUGACUGCAAGUACAAAUUUGAGAACUGGGGAGAGUGUAAUGCCACCACUGGCCAGAAGGUGCGCUCUGGAACCCUAAAGAAGGCUUUGUAUAAUGCCGACUGCCAGCAAACCGUGGAAGCCACUAAGCCCUGCUCCCUCAAAACCAAGUCCAAAUCCAAAGGCAAGAAAGGCAAAGGGAAGGAGUAGAAGAGCAGAGAAGCAUUAGCCGGACCAUUUUCUGCAGCCUGCACUCCUGUCUCACCCCCGGCCCCUGUUUGUCAUGGAAUUCCCUUCUUUACAAUCUGUCUCCAAAAUGCACUCUCUCUGCCCCCCUACAACCCACCCCCACCCCCCUGAGACUGACGUUUUUUAAUCACUAAUUUUUUUAGGGAAAAAAAAAAGAAAAAGGAAUCUAAGAGAAAAAAAAAGCAGCCACUCCGACUCCCCAGGCGCCACUCUAUAAACCACUAUGCUCCCCCCUUCUCCCCAUGCGUUUGUGGCUUGUUAUAUUUCUGUAUUUUUUAGGAGGAUUCCUUUUGAAUUUGCUUUUUUUUUUAAUAAAUGUACAGUUUGAAUUUGUA
This is a messenger RNA of Xenopus tropicalis (tropical clawed frog), 928 nucleotides long. It is a transcript of the gene mdk, whose product is annotated as midkine. Gene Ontology annotation, cellular component: extracellular region. Gene Ontology annotation, molecular function: growth factor activity. The record is from RefSeq and is marked provisional. Lineage: Eukaryota; Metazoa; Chordata; Amphibia; Anura; Pipidae. Gene Ontology annotation, biological process: response to bacterium; signal transduction.